CUGCGUGUCCAUGACGAGUGACAAAUCCAAAGAUAAACAUCUGAACUUCAGAAACCAACCUGGACAUUCAGACUCGAAAGAUCAACAACUCACUAAGAGAGUCCAGUCUUCAGAAUCCAGCUGUACAUCUGAGAAGAGUGACCAAUCCAAAGAAUGGACUCCAGACUUCAGAACUGAUCAUGGACCUUCAGAGCAGUUCAUCACCUCAAAAUUUGACCAGUCUGAUCCGCUAAGGCUCUGGUCCAGUCCGCAGUGUGACGAAAAAUCCAGAAGCAGAGCUGGACAACAGACCAUCAGUCAGAACAGAACUUUACAAACAGAUGUUGAUUUGCCUGAGCUUUUAAAAGAACAUCAGAACUGUGUGAAGAAGAGAUGUGAACAUGUGACUGAAAGAAGUGAUGAAAGACAGAGAGGGCCUCUCCUCAAAGAUAUCUACACUGAGGUCUGCAUCACAGAGGGACUAGGAGAAGAGGGCCAAACGCAACAUGAGGUCUCAAAGCUGGAAAUUGCCUCUAAGUACAACUCCCUUAAUACUCCAAUCAGGUGUCAGGAAAUUUUCAAAGCAUUAACUGACCAACAUAGUUUUAUCAGAGUGGUUCUGACCAGUGGUGUUGCUGGAAUUGGAAAGACCUUCUCAGUGCAGAAGUUCACUCUGGACUGGGCCGAGGGCUUGGAGAACCAAGACAUCAGUGCAGUGAUUCCUCUUUCAUUCAGGGAGAUGAACUUGAUCAGAGAUGAGCAGCACAGUCUUCUCACUCUCAUCCAACGUUUUCAUAAAACCUUCCAGAAGAUCACAGCAGAGCAGCUGUCUGUCUGUAAACUUCUCUUCAUCUUUGAUGGUCUGGAUGAAAGCAGACUUUCUCUGGACUUCAACAACAGUCAGGUGGUGUCUGAUGUCACUCAGAAGUCAUCAAUCAAUGUUCUUCUGACAAACCUCAUCCAGGGACAUCUGCUUCCCUCAGCUCUGGUCUGGAUCACUUCCAGACCUGCAGCAGCCAAUCAGAUCCCUCCUUCAUGUGUCUCCAGGGUAACAGAAGUACGAGGCUUCACUGACUCCCAGAAGGAGGAGUGCUUUAGAAGGAGAUUCAGUAAUGAGGGUGUGUCCAGCAAAAUCAUAUCCCACAUCAAGGCCUCCAAAGGUCUCUUCCUCAUGUGUGAAGUUCCAAUAUUUUGUUGGAUCACUGCUGUGGUUCUAGAGCACAUGCUGACCACAGAGCAGAAAAGAGAGCUUCCCACCACCUUGACUGACAUGUACUCACACUUCCUGAUGGUCCAGACAAAGAGGAAGAAGAUCAAAUACCAACAGGAACAUAAAGAGAAUCCACAAGAACUGAGAAAGGUUAACAGGGAAGUUCUCUUGAAGCUGGGGAGGCUGGCCUUUGAACAUCUGGAGAAAGGAAACAUCAUGUUCUACCAAGAAGACCUGGAGCAGUGUGGUCUGGAUGUCACAGAGGCUUCUUUGUACUCUGGAGUUUGUACUGAGAUCUUCAGAAGAGAGUGUGAGAUCUUCCACAAACCAGUUUACUGCUUUGUUCAUCUGAGUGUUCAGGAGUUUCUGGCUGCAGUUUACAUCAUUUAUUGUUACAACAACAAGAAGACAGAAGCAAUGGAGAACCUUCUGAAGAGUCAAACAAACAUCUCCUCUUUAGAUGAGUUUCUGAGCAGAGUCAUGAAGAAAUCUCUGCAGAGUCAAACUGGUCAUCUGGAUCUGUUUGUUCGUUUUCUUCAUGGUCUCUCUGUGGAGUCCAACCAGAGAAUCUUGAAAAGUCUCUUGGGUCAGGCAGAUAACAGUCAAGAAUCCAUCCAGAGAAUCAUCAACAACCUGAAGGAAAUGAAGACCAAUGACAUGUCUCCUGACAGAAGCAUCAACAUCUUCCACUGUCUGGUGGAGAUGAAGGACCUCUCAGUUCAUCAGGAGAUCCAAGAGUUCCUGAAGUCAGAGAACAGAUCAGAGAAGGAGCUUUCAGAGAUCCACUGCUCAGCUCUGGCCUACAUGCUGCAAAUGUCAGAGGAAGUUCUGGAUGAGUUGUACCUAGAUCAGUACAAAACAUCCAGAGAAGGUCGAUGGAGACUGAUCCCAGCUGUGAGGAACUGUACAAAGUUCAGGAUGGGGUUUGUGUCAAAACCUUCAGAGGACGAGCCCAAGUAUGAGUCCAGCUGGAAUGAACUCUCAGAAACUGACUGUGAAGCUGUGGCCUUUGCCUUGAAAUCAAACCCAUCCCAUCUGACAGAACUGGACCUCAGUGGAACCAUUUUGCAGGAUUCAGCUGUGAAGACUCUCUGUGCUGGUCUGAAGAGUCAAAACUGCAAACUGAAGACUCUGAGGUUGAGGAGCUGCAGUUUGUCAGAGAGUAGCUGUGCUGCUCUGGUCACAGCUCUAAAGUCCAACCUGUCCCAUCUGACAGAACUGGUCCUGGAUGGGAACAACCUGCAGGAUUCGGGAGUUCUUCAUCUGUGUAGUUUUCUAGAGAGUCCAGACUGCAAGCUAAAGACUCUGAGGUUGAGGUACUGCAGAAUGUCAGAGGCCAUCUGUGGCCCCCUUGGCUCAGCGUUCAAGUGUAACCCGUCCCAUGUGACAGGAUUGGACCUGAGCAGGAAUGACUUGAAGGAUUCUGGAGUGAAGCAGCUGCUUGGUUUUAUGAAGAAUCCAGACUGCAGAUUAUCAGUGAAAAGCUGUGAGUUUCUGGUCUCAGCUCUAAAGUCCAACCCAUCCCAUCUGUCAGAACUAUGCAUAAGUGAAAACCACCUGAAGGAUUCUGGAGUGGAGCAUCUGUGUGGUUUUCUAGAGAGUCCAGACUGCAGACUGAAGACUCUGAGGCUGAAGAAAUGCAGUUUGACAAAGGACAGCUGCACUGCUCUGAUCGCAGCUCUGGAGUCCAACCCGUCCAAUCUGACAGAACUGGACCUGAGUGGAAAUGACCUGCAUGAUUCAGAUGUCCAGAAGCUCUUUGAUCUGGUGGACAGAUUAGACUGCAAGCUAGAAACUGUGAGGUGGAAUCCAGAGUCUUAAAUCAGGACAACAUCUGUCAAAGCCUGGAUUAUUCCACUGGAAGAAGAAGACAAAGGAUGAUGAAGGAAUCAGAGGAUACGUUUACACUAAUUAAAGAGGCUCAUCAUACAGAAAAAAAUGCAGCUUAAGUUCCUAUUUUGAAUUGUGGUUCAUUUUAUCCCAACCUUUUUUAUUUUUCUAAUCUUUUUCUAGUUCAUUAUUCAUUUUUAACAGUUUCUUCCUGAGCAUUAUGAUGUCUUGCUGUUAUUCUAUCAUUUAACUGCUCUGGAUGAACCUCAUAUCAACCCUUUAAUACCAGAGGUGUUGCUGGCAACAGCAAAUAAAACACUCUUUGGAUUACCGUUACUUUUUGACUGUUUACUCCAUGGAUUCUGAUGUUUAGAGUGUUGCAUAUCAGCAAAAAGAACCCAUUGGAAUUACAUAAAUUCCUAAAAGGUUAGGACACUAUUUCCCUAGUUUUAAAGACUAAAGGCCAAUGAAGGAAUAAAAACCAACUAGAAGUUUCAGAUUUUUCCCUGGGGGGCAGCACAUUCUUCUCCUCUGUCAAACAGAUCCCCAGAUGUCUGAUCCAGAAUUUUGCUCUGAUACUUUGAUGGUGGUAGACCUUUUCCUGUGAACCUAAAAGGUUUUGAUGGUUCAUGAAGACUAGAUUUUAUGUGAUGGCCCUGUUUGCUAUUGUUUUUUUUAUUUUUAAUAAUGUAAUUUUAAGUUGUUUUUCAAUCUGUUUUAGUGUACUGUAUUUAUCUGUGGUAUUGAAACAGCAUAAUAAUUUAUACAUUUUUUGUUUAUUAUUGUUAAAAUUUGAAGGAUUACAGGUUAAUUUGAUUAUUGUUCCAAUGUUUACCUUCUCCAGGGAAGAGACACAAACUACAAACAGGUUUUGAUUUCCUUACUAAUGAUCAUUUUAAUAUCAUUUUAAUGUGUUUGCAGAUCUAAACAAGACUAAAGCUAUUGCUGAACAGAGAAUGUGUGCUUAUGUCUGUGUGGUCCUUUGAUGUUUAAAAAAUGAAGCAAAUUUAAAUGCAAGGUUUGUUUUUUUUUUUUUUAAUCUCAAGGCAGCCCUCGGUUUUUAGGUCUCUACCCCUCCAUGUUUGGUGUUAUGUGUUAAAACGUAUUGUCAUUUUCUCAGUUAGUCUUCACAGUUUAUUAAUAUAUAACUACUCUUACAGUUUAUUAACCUUUUAAAAAAAAGCUUUCAUGUGUAACUAUUCCAGAUGUUUAUUUUUUACUUUGUGUUUGGUCUUUUAAGAGGCAGUAACCAGAAUAAAACUAAUUCAAAUUGAAUAUCCUUGGAAGGAUUUACCAAGACAAAGAAGCUGACACAACACCUUUACCAAUGUAUUUAAUGCAUUCAAAUGCCUUUUGCUUUGUCAUAGAAAUAUCUUUAGUGCAUUCAAAUCUUAUUGACAUUUAUUCAAAGUCAUGAGUCAGGCCCCUGUUCCCUCCGCCGACCACUAGAGAGAGCCAUCUCCCGGGUUCUGGCUCUCGCCUUGCCUCCUCUUCUCACACUACAUCUCCCAUCAGCCACUGCUACUUAAGCCCCAACCUUCCAAUCAGCUGUUCUCCAUUUAGCAUUUACUUUCACUGUAUUUAACCUGGCACAGCGCUGCUCUAUGCGAAGUCUUGUUUGUGCUACUUGCAAAGCAUACUGAGCAGCUUUCUCUUGACAGCCAUGUAUGUGUUUUUAUAUGUAUGUUAUAUAUGUUUUUUUAUACGUCCUGUUCCUGCCAUUGACUGCUCUUGUCGAUGAUUAAACACUAUUGAACAUAGAUCCAAACGCCUCAUCCUCUUUAUUACAUUCAACUUGUUGUAGAUACAGACUUUACACCCCUUUACACUGUAUGUGGCUAAUUUACAACGUACCCUUAAAUCUGGCAUUUCGCUUAAUUUAGCAUCAACUUGAAUACAAAAAAAA
Oryzias melastigma (Indian medaka) is the source of this 4925-nucleotide messenger RNA. Its product is annotated as NACHT, LRR and PYD domains-containing protein 12. NCBI's taxonomy places the organism in Eukaryota, Metazoa, Chordata, Actinopteri, Beloniformes, Adrianichthyidae. Gene Ontology annotation, molecular function: protein binding. The record is from RefSeq and is a predicted model, not a curated record.